AAUUAAAAGUUGAAAAGCUGAUAGAAAAAGGGCAAACAGAGAGAGAGAGAGAGAGGACUUAACAGAGUAAAAACUCUCUGAGAGGGAAGGAGGGAGAGAGAGAUUGCUUUUGCGUCAAGCUAAAGUGCGCCGGUUCUCCGGUGAUCUAAAUCUUGCCGUUGAUUCCCCUCGUGGUCCAGCCAAGAUCCUCGACGAAGACCGUUUGAUAUUCUGACAAAUAAUUCUCUCUUAGUUUGCUUGCCGUUUAUGGAUAGACCUAAUAUGAGCAUAUAAAAUUAAAAAAUAUUUUUACAGCUUUUUUCCUUUUUUCUCUCUUUUUUUUUUUAAAAAAAAAAUUGUACGUGUUGCUAUUUCUUCUUCUCCUUCCUUCCUCGCUUUGUCUUCAAGUUAGGUUGGUGUCUUGGGCAUGUGUAAAUUAAUUUUCCGUGCGGACAGCUACUGAUCCGAGCCCUAACCCUAAUUUAUCUCCCAUUCAAGGAGGAAGAGAGAUUUUCUAUGGAUGUUCUCUAGUAUUUGCCCUUACUCUGGGCUUUUCUGUCUAUUGUGUGUGUGUGUGUGUGUGUGUGUGUCUGUGUGUGAGAGAGAGAGAGAGAGAGAGAGAGAGUUUUGGAGGGGUGAAUUAAGUCUGCUAUUUUGAUUAGCUAUGGAGGGAAAGGAGCAUAAUAUGAACAAGGACAGUGGAGGUGUUGGUAACAGUAAGAGUGGAGAUGGGAUUAUUGAUAGAAGCAAAGUAAGGAUUCUGCUAUGUGAUAAUGAUGCCAAGAGCUGUGAGGAAGUUUCAACCCUCCUUUUGAAGUGUUCUUAUCACGUUACAUCAGUGAGAUCAGCUAGGCAGGUAAUUGAUGCUCUGAAUGCUGAGGGACCUGAUAUUGAUAUCAUACUUGCUGAAGUUGACCUUCCAAUGAAGAAAGGCAUGAAGAUGUUGAAGUACAUCACACGGGAUAAAGAGUUACGGCACAUUCCUGUGAUCAUGAUGUCGGCACAGGAUGAGGUCUCAAUUGUUGUUAAGUGCUUGAGGUUAGGAGCAGCAGACUAUCUUGUAAAACCAUUACGCACUAAUGAGCUGUUGAACCUGUGGACACACAUGUGGAGAAGGAGGCGCAUGCUUGGAAUGGUGGAGAAGAACAUCUUGAAUUAUGACUUUGACCUGGUAGCAUCAGAUCCUAGUGAUGCCAACACAAAUAGUACUACUCUAUUCUCCGAUGACACAGAUGACAAGUCUCGGAAGUGCACAAAUCCUGAAAUGGUUGUAUCAACUCAUCAGGAAUAUGAGUCUGUUGCUGCUGCCGCCGUUGCUAAUGCCGCUGCCGCUGCCGCUGCUGCUGCUGCUAGUGAGCGUUCACCUAGCAAUCCACUGGAAUAUAGGCCUGAUGUGCCAGGAAUAAGUGACCGCAGAAGAGGACAAUUAUCAUCUGGUCCAAAGAAGAGCGAAUUGAAGAUUGGUGAGUCUUCUGCCUUCUUUACUUAUGCCAAGUCAAGCACAAUAAAAAACAACACCCAAGGGUUCGUCAGCAUUGAGGACAAUGCUACUCAAAAUAUGAGGAUGGAAGAGAAAGUUGAAGCAUGUGGUCAGCUAGUGGUUAUUGAUGCUCAAUUACAUAAAAAUGGAGAGACAUGGGAGAGAUACUCACAAGAUGACUUCCGUAGCAGUUCUAGUGUCCCUGAUUCUCUUUCUUUGGAGAGAUCUUGCACCCCACCCAUGUCAAGGGAAUUUCCUCAAGGAAAUUUCAAGGAUGAAAACCUCCCUCAGGUGCUUGUGCAUCCAAGAAAUGAGCUUCAACUCGAUGUUUCAGGUACCACACAAAGUGUUUAUCCAUAUUUUAUGUCAGGAGUUAUGAAUCAAGUUAUAAUGCCUUCAUCAGCACAACUAUGUCAAAAGAAUAUGCAUGAGCUGCAAAAUAAUGUACCUUCAGCUAUUCUGCCUCAAUACAAUCAUUUUCCACAAUGUUCACCUCAUGCGACUGGGAUGGCAUCAUUUCCCUACUACCCUGUUAAUAUAUGUUUACAACCUGGUCAAAUGCCUAGUACUCAUUUGUGGCCAUCAAUCGGAAGUUCAUCUUCCCCUGAUGUGAAACUAAAUAAAUUAGAUAGAAGAGAAGCAGCAUUGUUGAAAUUUAGACAGAAAAGGAAAGAGCGUUGUUUUGAUAAGAAGAUCAGGUAUGUUAAUAGGAAAAAGCUUGCUGAAAGGAGGCCUCGUGUGCGGGGGCAGUUCGUGCGAAAGGUUGAUGGUGUAAAUGUUGAUCUUAAUGGACACCCUACUCCUAUGGAUUAUGAUGAGGAUGAAGAAGAGGAUGAUGAUGAGCAAGUAUCAAAGGAUUCAUCUCCAGAGGAUGAUGCUUCAGGAUCCUAAGGUCAGAGUUGCCAGAUAAUGAGGUUCCUUGUAUUUGUUAGAUGCACCCUGCAGUUAUGAAGCUUUUGUAUCAAAAGCCUUUGCACCAGUGAUGCUUGUUCCAUCCAAGAUGUAUGCAGAUCAUAUAUCAAGGGAUUGAUGAUAUUAAGUUGCAAAUGUCUGAACUACCCCUUGACAGCAUUCCUCUCUGGAUGCAGAAAAUACUUCAGGUUCAGCUUAUAUGGAGCUUUUUGUCCAAGGAUCUCACACCAAGAUUGUGCAAGCUGAAGGAUAAAGCUCUCUGCCAUUAUUAUUUUUGUGGUUCAUAGCCCAAAAUGUGGAAAGAAUGUCGAUUUGUUGAGAUCUUAUCUUGAAGAAGAUGACCAUGUAGGGAUUAUUUUUUUAAUCAAUCCAGUGAAAAAAAUGAAGCAACUGCUCAAGUUUUUGUUCA
Hevea brasiliensis (rubber tree) is the source of this 2780-nucleotide messenger RNA. RefSeq names its product two-component response regulator-like APRR1. The record is from RefSeq and is a predicted model, not a curated record. The transcript is spliced from 6 exons. Bases 644 to 2350 code for a protein of 568 amino acids. Gene Ontology annotation, biological process: phosphorelay signal transduction system; cytokinin-activated signaling pathway. Gene Ontology annotation, molecular function: protein binding. NCBI's taxonomy places the organism in Eukaryota, Viridiplantae, Streptophyta, Magnoliopsida, Malpighiales, Euphorbiaceae.